GUGUGGGUUGUUGAUUGUGUUUAAUUGUGUUUGAAAACAAAAUAACAACAACAACAACAAACAAACAAACAAAUAUGCCUACAUUAAUUGGUCGUUUUAAUGAAUUAUUACAUAAUCUUUCAUCCUCAUCGUCCAAUUCACAUCCAUCUGUACAAACAACAACAACAACAAGACAACAUCAUCAUCCACCAUCAAGAUCAAGUUCAAAUCGUAUUGUAUCCACUGGUGGUAAUUCAUCAUCAUCAUCAAGACAAGUUGUAAAACGAUCUAGUUCAAGCCGUCCACAACAACAAUACAAUAACAAACCAACAACAACAGUGAAUAGUACAAAUCAUCAUCAUCAUCAUCAUCAUCAUCAUCAUAAUCGUCGUCAUGGUUCUUUGGUUACGGGUAACAAUAAUAAUAAAUCUUUUGAAAAAGAUCAAAAUCAUAUGAUGAUCAUCACCGGUAAUCGACAUAGAGCUAGUUCUUGUAUCAAUAAUCGUCAUCAAUAUCAACAACAACAACAACAAGCAAACCAACAACAACAACAACAACAUCUAAGUCAACAACAUUCUUUAUCGAAAACAACAACAAAACCAAAAUCAUCUUCUCGUGAAUCAAAUUCGAAUUCUAAUGGUGGUGUUAGUGGUGCUAGUAGCCAACAAAAACAACAAAAAUCCCGUCAUCAACGAAGACAUUCGAUUUCUAGUAUCACUAGUAUGUCUAAUACGAAUAAUUCACAAAAUCAACAAAAUUCAGCAUCAUCAUCAUCGAAUAGCCAAAAUAAUCAUAGUUCAAUAACGAUGAUCACAAAUAAUAAUCGUAAAGAUUCCAAUCGAAUGGAAAAGAAUAAUAACAAUAAUUGUUGUGAUAAAUCAUGCGCUAGCAAACCACCAUUAAUAAUAAACUCAAUUAAUAAUAAUAAUCAUGAUGUUGAUGAAUCAUUGACAAGCAUGUUGGUACGUAAAAUGAAAAUCGGUGCCAUUACAAGACGAAAUCAUCAUCAUCAUAAUGGUAAUAAUCAACAAACGACAGAAAUUUUUCAUAAAAAAAUUUCCAAAAUUACUAAAAAAGAUGUUGAAGAAUCAUAUGAUUUAACAGAUGGUGAAACAAAAGGCUGUUUUAUUAAUCGUUAUUUAGAUGGCCAUUUAAUUAAAAAUCAUCCAGACAUAAUAUCAGGAAAAACAUGUUAUGAUAUGCCUGUAAAAGAGAUUGAAUUAUUGGAAACAAAUAUUGUUGCAGCAUUUACUGGACCAAAUGAUGGUCUACGAACAAUAAAUUCAUCAACAAAACCAUUCGAUGUGCCAUUAGAUGAUGGUAUUGAUUUUAUUGAUGAAGAUUAUCCAGAUUCAUCACUUUCAUCAAAUGGUGCUUGUUCUGAUCAUAAUAAUCAUUCAUCACCACAAAAUUCGGCCAAAUUAUCGACCACUUCAUCGAUGUUAUCAUCAACUGGUGAUGUUAUGACAUUUUCCGAUCAAUCAGAUCAACGGAAUAAAUCAUCACCAUCAUCAUCGACAGCAACAACAACAACAACAACGACAAAUAAUCAUGAAACAAUAACAAUUGAACCUGUUGCUGGUGUUAAUAAUUGGAAUCGGUUCGAUGAUUUUGCAUAUGGUAUAUCGACAACAUUAUAUGAAUCACACCCAACAACAAAACAAAGAGCAGGUGAUCCAAUUGCCGAUUCAUUUGCAAUAUGUGUACGUGAAAAUAGUGCUAUACUAGCAUUAGCCGAUGGUGUAAAUUGGGGCGAUAAAGCAUGUCUAGCAUCAAGAUGUGCCAUACAUGGAUGUAUUGAUUAUCUGAAUAAAGCUUUGUAUUCAGCUGCCACUGAUUCUACUCGAUCUCGAAACACUAUGGACAUAUUUAUUGCUCUAUUACGUUCAUUCAAUGCAGCACAUAAUAUGAUAUUGGCAAAAGGUGGCCAUUUAACUACACUUUGUGCAGCUGUAAUAUGUCAAUUGAAAGAUUCGGAUCGUUUUAUCGUAUGUACAUGCAAUGUUGGCGAUAGUUUAGCAUACGUUUAUAGCCAAAAAUAUGGUGUUCGAGAAAUAACUCAAGGAUCACACGAUAUAUUUUCAAUGCGUGAUAUGAGAGAUGCAUUAGGUGCAUUAGGACCAGUAUCUGGUUCUGAACCUGAACUAAAUAAUCUAACCGUUGCAAUGACCAUUGUAGAUGUGGAUGAUAUUGUUUUCUUAACAUCCGAUGGUAUAUCGGAUAAUUUUGAUCCUGUUGUUGGAAAAUUUGCAAUACCAAAAAAAGAUUUACAAAAAAAUUGCGAUCCAAUGACAAUGAUGAUGAUGAUGAUGAAUGAUGAUAAUCAUAUGAACAAUAACAACAACAACAACAACAACAAUUUAUUAUUGGCCGAUAAAUCAAGACAGAUGAAAAAUAACAAUAACAACAAUGAAUCAAAUUGUGAAAAAACCACUAAACGUAUGAAAGUACGAAAAAUUGUACAACGAUCAAAUAGUAAUCCAGAAAAAAGUAGUGCACGAUAUUUAAAUUAUACAUCAAAAGGUUUACCACUUGUAUCGGCACAACAACGUCAUGAAUUAACAUUACUUCGUAUGGAAGAUCUCAUUAUGAAUGGUGUGAAUGGAAUUUCAUCAUUCAACAACAACAAUAAUAAUGAUGAUGGUGAUGUACAACAUGAACAUUCAUCGAACCAUGAUUAUAAUAAAAAUAACAACAACAAUCAAAUAAAUGCCAAAGAUUUAUGUUUAUUGAUGGUUGAUUUCUCAACCAAAUUAACAAUGGCAAAACGAAGAAUUCUUGAAGAUCCGGAAUUAUAUUCAGAUGAUGAUAAUGGUAACAAUGGUAAUGGAAAUAAUAAUAAUAAUAAUAAUAAUAACGAUAAUGAUGAUGAUGACGAUGUAUUUGAUAAACAACGAAGACGAAGACGUAUGGUUGGACAAAAAUUGGCACAAUUACCUGGAAAAUUGGAUCAUGCAUCAAUUGCUGCCAUACAAGUUGGAUUCUAUGGUUCAUUACAAAAUAAUAAUAAAAAAUCACAUAUCUAUUCAACGAACAACAACAACAACAAUGUGAAAACAAUGAACAGAGAAUUCAAUACAAACAAGCGGCAUUCCAUGGAAGAUCGUUAUAAUCUUAAAUUAAAGGCAACAUUGGCCAGAUUUGAAUCACAAGAUUCACUUGAAAGCAUUAAUGAGGCUGGUCCUAUUUAGAAAAAAAAAAAUCUAGAAAUUUUUUCAAUUUUCAUAAACAAAGAAAAAAAUCUAGAAAUUCAUUUUGGAAUUCUUUUUUUAUAUAUAAAAAAACGACACAUUUAUCAAUUUAUCAAUUUUCUAAUUACCAAUAUCUCGAAACAUGUCCGGUGAUGAUUUUUUUUUCUUACUAUGAUUCUCUAUGUUUUCAAUUGUGACUACCACCACUACCUGUGUGUGUGUGUUUUUUAAACAUAUUUUAGACACACAAUUUUACCUUGCAAACAAAACAAACAAAAAAAAAUUGACAAAUUAAAAUGAAAAUUUAAAAUAUAAAAAAAUAAAAAUAAAAUCUUUAAUCAUUUUAAAAUUUAUAUAUUAUUAUUAAUUAUUAUUAUACAAAUUAAUGAACAGAUUCAUUUUACACA
This is a messenger RNA of Dermatophagoides farinae (American house dust mite), 3577 nucleotides long. RefSeq names its product PP2C-like domain-containing protein CG9801. The record is from RefSeq and is a predicted model, not a curated record. Lineage: Eukaryota; Metazoa; Arthropoda; Arachnida; Sarcoptiformes; Pyroglyphidae.